Molecule: messenger RNA, 279 nt
Organism: Racocetra persica
Lineage: Eukaryota; Fungi; Glomeromycota; Glomeromycetes; Diversisporales; Gigasporaceae
Source: the annotation of a GenBank genome assembly
AAACACUCGUAGAAGGAAAAAUCUCAGUAAAAGCAUUAAUUGAUACAUCGUCGAAGUUUAAUACCAUUAGCAAGAGCUUGUUUGAUAAGCUUGAAGAAGAUUAUGGGUUGAUUGGUUAUGGAUGUGAAGCAAAAAUAAGCUUUGGACGUUCUCCCAAAACCUGUGUCUGCCAUACUAAAAUUGUAAUAGAUGAUAUGAGCAUCCCAUUAUUCGAUGAAGAUUUUAAUAAAGCCAGCUUCAUUAAAAAUAAUUUAUCUAAAUCAACAGAAUCUAAAUCUG